Molecule: messenger RNA, 655 nt
Organism: Parastagonospora nodorum SN15
Lineage: Eukaryota; Fungi; Ascomycota; Dothideomycetes; Pleosporales; Phaeosphaeriaceae
Exons: 2
Coding region: 1-390 (129 amino acids)
Source: RefSeq, a predicted model, not a curated record
AUGCAUUGUAGAAUUCACACUCCACUCAAUCAUCACAUUCAAACAAUAGACCAUACAUUCGGGACAUCUACACUCCAAUCAGUUCCUUGUACUACCAAAUCUACACUCAAACCAACCAAACAUCGGCUUCUGCUUUCCAAAUCAGACCCAACCAAACCAAACAAAAUGCCUUCCGCUACACCAAUCCGCGCCAUGCUCCGCACCUUGACCCGCAACAUGGUCGAGCCCCACCCCUUCGCUCGCAACCCCUUGUCCGUGAAGCCGCAUACAUGGCGCGCAGGCGACUUGAGCAAGAAAAUGGUUCGCACUAGUGCUGUCUUUUUCCCAUUCUACGCCGUCAUUCUCGGCUGGCCAAUCGCCGCGUAUACCGCUUUCAACGGUCGGCUAUGACUUUGGGUGAUGGAGGGGGAAAGGACCGUUAAGGAGGAGAGCAAGGGGUUGGAGAGCAAGGAGGUGGAGGAGUUGAUACUCAAUAUGAGGUGGGAUGAUUAGAAGCAUUUGGGCGCCCCAGGUGGCUUUGGGCAUGGUUCUGGCGUUUUUGGUUGGGCGUUUUGGGGGUUGUAGGAUACCACGUCUUUCGAAUCGAACUUUGAAUAUGAAACUGCGUGGGCAAAAAGCAAUGGACAUCCUGCGAAUCGAACGCAGGUCUUUCGCA